This is a messenger RNA of Schistosoma bovis, 1882 nucleotides long. NCBI's taxonomy places the organism in Eukaryota, Metazoa, Platyhelminthes, Trematoda, Strigeidida, Schistosomatidae. The record is from the annotation of a GenBank genome assembly.
CAGAACUUGGAGAGCUUAAUUUAUUUUAUUGCUCAACAUAUCGGUUUAUACCAGAUGUACCAAAUUCCUGUUUAUCUAGAAAUCAUUACAUUACAAUAAAUAAAAUGAAUCGUUAUUCAACAAUCUACAGUUCAAGUUAUCGUCCUUUUGAUGAAAAUCGACGAACAAAUGUGAUUAAUAAAGCUACCAUUCCCCCUCCGCCUCAGUCAUCCACAAUUUUACCACAUCAAAAUAUGAAUGGCACAAGCCUGUCAUAUGUAGGUCAAACGUGGGCUUCCGAUUCCAAUAAUCAUUCAACUAUUACAACUGGCACAAGUAAUACAAAUUACACCCACGCCUCCCCAUAUAUUACUUGUAUUAAUAAUCGUUUAGUAAAUAACAGUACAACAAAUCAGACAGCAAAUAGUCUAAGUUUACGUCGUAAUAUGUGGGAUGAUUGUGAACCACCAAUUGGUGAUAAGCAAAGAUCAAAACUGUUAGAAUUUUAUAAUUCUGAUUUACCUGUUAGUAAUUUAUUAAAGACCAAUGAAAUUAAAAAAGAUGACUACACCAACACACCCAAACGUAAUUUUAGUAGCACAUAUACCACAGUAGUAUCGGAUAAAUUAAAUCCCUGUUCAGUGAUUUCUGCUGCUGGUGCUUACGAGAAUAAUCGUGAUAAACAAACUACAUCUAACACUAUAACAAACACUACACAAACAGUGCAAAGUAAUUCAUCUUAUUGUCAAACAAGAUCAAAAACACCGUCAGUCACUCCAAUAUUGUUUAAUUCGUCAGAUAAAUCACAAAAAAGUUGUGAUACACUUCCUAAAUCAGGAAAUAAUAAUUCUGCUAUUGGGAAUCGAAAUACUACUGUCACUCCACUUAUACCAUACAAUACUGUCUGUCAAAUAGAUUUUAUGCAAAUGUUCAGUCAAAUUGCACGCAUCAAUAAUCAUCUGUUUCUGAGUAGUUUAAAUGCUAUCACACCGGACAGAUUACGUCAACAUGGUAUUACAUUGUUAGUAUCUGCAAUGAUUGAUUCUCCACCGGUUCAUAUUCGUAAUGCUGUGAUGAAUACUAUUCAUGUCCCCGUUGAAGAUAUAGAAAGUGCAAAUUUACGUGUUCACUUUGAUAGAGUAUCUGAUCGAAUAGCUGCUGAAAAUCGGCGUGGUGGUAAAACGUUAAUACAUUGUAUGGCAGGUGUUUCACGUUCCAGUACACUUGUAUUAGCUUAUUUAAUGCGCCACACGAAUAUGAGUCUUGCUGAUGCUUAUCAACACGUGCGCAGUAUAAGACCAUGUAUUCAGCCAAAUCCCGGUUUUUGGCGACAAUUAUUAGAAUAUGAAGAAAAACUACGCGGUAGUCGUUCGAUUCGUCUACUUCCAUCGCUUACUUAUAGUGGAACAUCAAAUGUGAAUUAUAAUACAAAUCGAUUAUACACGAAUAGUCCAAGGAAUAUCAUUGGCGGGUCAUCGUAUUCCGAUAUGUUUUCUAGAACACCGAAUGAUUUAUUACCAAAUAAAUCAUUCACUUCAUUGUAUCCUAUGGAGAUAAUCAGUUGUCGUCAACCUCUUAGUUAAUUAAAUUGUGGAAAUGAAACAAUAUUUUAUGGGUUUUACAGUGACUAAAUAAAUUGCAUAUUGUGUUACAAAGCAUUUAAACUGAUAUUCUAUAGAGAUAUUCAUAUAUCGGAACAAACUCAUUCGUUUUUUCUGCUUCAAACAUUUAAAAUUAUUCCACAUACGUAUACCGCUUUUCUCAAAAAUCUUACAUUUUGAGAAAAGUAGAAAACCAUUUGAUUUAUUCACUAUUAGUUUUAGUUUAUAUUAGUAUCAAAUUUCACUGAUGACCUUAUAUUCAUAUUAAACAUACACAGACACACAUCUGUGCAUAUAUAUAU